Oncorhynchus keta (chum salmon) is the source of this 14633-nucleotide messenger RNA. Its product is annotated as FRAS1-related extracellular matrix protein 2-like. The transcript is spliced from 24 exons. The record is from RefSeq and is a predicted model, not a curated record. NCBI's taxonomy places the organism in Eukaryota, Metazoa, Chordata, Actinopteri, Salmoniformes, Salmonidae. Bases 163 to 9252 code for a protein of 3029 amino acids. Gene Ontology annotation, cellular component: membrane. Gene Ontology annotation, biological process: cell communication.
AGCAGCGGAGAGAGAGAGAAUGGUACACCUCAGCGCGGAUGCGAGUGAGAUAUUUAUCAACACUCAUUUUAUACUCUCAUAACUUUAGCUGAACUGCUCGUAUUUCUUUCUGGAUUUUAUGUGCAAAAUUCUACGCAUCUUUGCAUUGGCUUCUCUCUCCAAAUGGCUUGGAUUAUUCCUCCGCUGUUGCAACGCCAAGGGACUGGUACUGGCGCUGUUGUUUUGCUCUCUGCUUUGAUCGCGGUGAUUGUGACAGAGGACUCCGCUGCGCAGGUUUUCGACAGUUAUGGAUUAUCAUACGCGUUGAGAUCGGAGCUGUCAGAGGAUGCUAUAUUGGUGGCCAACAAUGGAAUACGCGUGCCUUUCGGGAGAGCAGUGUUCAUUGAUCCUAUCAAUGAUCUGGUAAUUCAAGUACAACCGGGAGACAGAUGUAGUAUAACGGUUCUGGAUAACGACCCGCUCUCCCAAAGGCCAGGGCAGCUCUCUCCCAAAAAGUUUCCCUGUGAAUUUGGUCCCAAUGACGUAAAGUAUUCUCACUUCGGGUCCAGGAGCCCCCCGCUGGAUAGGGUGAGGCUACAGCUCAGAUAUGACACUCAUACCGACACCAUAAUCAUCCCGUUUAUGAUGGAAGUGGAGGUGGUUUUCACACAGUUGGAAGUGUUAACCAGAAACAUGCCUCUGACUGUUGACAAACUGCUUGGCACUAGUAACCCCAUUGACAGUAAGAUUCUGGAGUUCACCUAUGAUAGAAGUGAACAUCAGUGUAAAAUAACGUCUCUCUCUAGUGGCAGUGCAUUACCCAGGUAUGGAAAACUUGUGGACGAGGGAAAACUUGGAAAAAUGGUGGACUGUGACAAAUUUAUUAAAAUGAAUACCCGCUAUCAGCACACUUUUGCACACAAAUCACCCAAUAGAGAUUAUUUCCCAAUGAUUGUGGAAUUACAAGAUAAAGAGGGUAAUCUGCUGAAGCAGGAGUUUUUCCAGGUGAUGGUGCGUAUAAAGGAUGGAGAGGAGAACACGGCUCCUAAACCCAGCUUCGUGGCCAUGAUGAUGAUGGAGGUGGAUCAGUUUGUCAUGACAGCCAUCACCCCUGACAUGCUGGCUGCUGAGGACAUUGAGUCUAACCCUGACAACCUUAUCUUCAACAUCACCUCCCCCCUCUCCUUCGAGGAGGGGUACAUAGUCAGUACAGAUGACCGGAACCUGCCCAUCACCUCUUUCUACCAGGGAGACCUCAAAGAACUAAAGAUAGCCUACAAGCCUCCGUCUGUGGACUCUGAGACAGAACGUAUCUUCCAGAUAGAGUUUGAGGUGGUGGACACUGAGGGGGCUGUGUCUGAUCCAUUCGCCUUCAUGAUUGUAGUGAAACCUAUGAACACGCUUGCUCCAGUAGUCACCAGGAAUACUGGUCAGCUUCUCUACGAGGGUCAGUCCAGACCACUGUCCAGCUCUCACAACCUAGAGGUCAGUGACGAGGACAACCUGGAUGAUGUCAAGAUCACGGUGGUCGACGGGCUGCGGCAUGGACAGCUGACAGUGCUCGGGUCACGCAGGAAGUUCUUCGCCCCGGCUGAUCUGGACGGGGGCGUGGUCAUCUACCAGCACGACGGCAGCGACACGUACAGCGACAACAUUAUAUUCCGGAUGACGGAUGGGAAGCACGAGGUGGAGUUCCUGUUUCCCCUGACAAUCGUUCCCACGGAUGAUGAGCCGCCCAUUAUCAAUGCCAACACGGGGUUAAUCCUCUUCAAGAACCAGAUGAUGCUCAUUUCGCCACUCACACUCAGCGCUGCAGACAUCGACUCUGAGGACUCCACUAUCAGGUUCACCAUAGAGGCACCGUUCUCGCCUAUAGGGGAGGUGCUGCUGAGGCAGUCAGAGGCCCCAGAGGACCCCUCCACCUGGAAAUUCAACGCUGAGGAUGAGCUGUAUGAGAAAGAGGUUACAGAGUGGCUGCAGCAGGAUAUCACAGAUGGGAAACUGUUCUACAGACACACAGGGCCUCACAGCACUGACACAGUCAUGGACCAGUUUGUAUUCCGGGUCCAGGAUGAUAAUGACCCCCCUAACCAAUCAGAACAGAGCUCGUUUAUCAUCAAGAUUCUGCCUGUGGAUGACAUCCCCCCUGAGCUGUAUCCUGGUACCACCCUCCAGAUGACCGUACAUGAGUACCAGCUCACCUACUUCCGGAAGAAGUUUCUCCGCUACACUGACCUGGACUCGGAGGACAGAGAUCUGAAGUACACCAUCACCCAGCCCCCGACAGACACAGACGAGAACAGCCCUGUGGUACUGGGCACUAUUGUGUUAACAGAGAGUCCAGACACUGUAGUGACUGAGUUUACUCAGGCUCAGGUCAACCACCAUAAGAUAUCAUACAACCCACCUGACCUGGAGCUGGGGAUCACAGCCCACGUUCUGCAGGUCCAGUACACAGUGGAGGAUACGUCAGGGAACACUGUCACCGGAACGUUCUCUAUAUUCCUGCAGCCUGUCGACAACAAGCCGCCUCAGAUAACUAACACCGGCUUCACUAUAUUCGAGCGGGGAACACACAAAAUCACCAGAGCUGAGCUGCAUACUGUGGACUUAGACACGGACAGUAGCCAGAUCUCCUUCACUCUAACUCAGCCCCCUCAACACGGCACGGUCCAGUACACCUUCACCGACCUGACCAAAGGAGACGCUUUCAACCUGUUGGACAUCGCUAACGACAGGAUCUCCUACAUCCACAACGGAGACGAGUCCACCAGCGACUUCUUCCAGCUGGAUGUCAGUGACGGCGUCCAUGUUGUGACCAUCACCAUCAGGGUUACCGUGAAGCCCAUUGAUGACGAGACCCCGACCAUCAGCCUGCCGGCCGGAACCAUUGGUUCCUACAUUGACGUCCUGGAGAACGGAGCCACUGAGAUCACGACUAAAGUCAUCCAGGGGCGGGACGAGGACACAGACGACCUCCGUUUGACCUUCAUCCUGGAGGACCCACCGGUUUUCGGGGAGAUUCUGGUGAACGGGGUCCAAUCAGGAAGCUUCACCCAGGCUGACGUCAUCAACGGACUGGUGGUGUACGCCCACACCAGUGGAGAGAUCGGCCUCAACACUAAAUACGACUACUUUAAUCUGACGCUGACAGACAUGUCUGAUGAGUGGACAGUAGGGGGCAACAGGGUCACGGGGGUCAGGGUUCAGAUCACCAUCCUCCCCAUGGACAGCCAGGCUCCAGAGGUGUUUGUAGGCCCACAGUUCACUGUCGUAGAGGGAGAGAAGAAUGUGAUAGAGAUUUUUCACAUUAGCGCUGAUGAUAUUGACACUCCUAAUGAUGACCUGCUUUGUACCAUCAUCGUCCAGCCCACGUCAGGCUACGUGGAGAACAUCUCCCCGGCCCCAGGCUCAGAGAAGUCCAGGUCUGGGACUGCGAUCAGUGCAUUCACCAUCAAGGACAUCAGACAAAACCACAUUUACUACGUCCAAAGCAUCCAUAAAAGAGUGGAGCCGGUAGAGGACAGGUUCACGUUCAGAUGCUCCGACGGCAUUAACUUCUCCGAGAGACAUUUCUUCCCCAUCGCUAUCAUCCCGUCCAACGAUGAGAAGCCAGAGAUCUAUAUGAGGGAGUUUGUCGUCAUGGAAGGGAUGAAUAUUGUCAUCGAUACGCCCAUCCUGAACGGAGCCGACGUGGACAUCCCCUCGGACGAACUCACUUUCAUCAUCACCAAACCACCAAAGCACGGCUUCGUCCUCAACCAGCUGACAACCGGCACCGUCACAGUCACCAACUUCACCCUGGACCAGAUCAGGGAAGCCUCCAGUAUAGUGUAUGAACACGAUGACUCUGAGACCAACGAGGACAGCUUUGACGUAAUCCUGACGGACGGUAAAUAUACUGUGGAGAAGACCAUCAUUGUUAUGAUCAUCCCUGUAGAUGACGAGACACCCAGGAUGGCCAUCAAUGACGGUUUGGAAAUAGAGAUAGGAGACGUUAAAGUGAUCGAUAAUAAUGUUUUAAAAGCCACCGACCUGGACUCUGAGGAUAGUACUCUGACGUACGUUGUUCGCUACGGGCCGGGCCAGGGGUUGUUACAGAGGAGAACCCCUUACGGGACGUUAGAGAACAUCACAGUGGGGAUGAACUUCACCCAGUACCAGGUAGACCAGGCUCUCAUCGUCUAUAUCCACAACGGGCAGGAAGGAAUCCGGGACCUUAUCAAGUUUGACGUGACGGACGGGAUCAACCCUCUGAUCGACAGGUACUUCUACGUGACGGUGGGUGGUAUCGACGUGGUGUUCCCUGACGUGGUCAGUAAGGGGGUCUCUCUGAAAGAAGGAGGUAGAGUAACGUUGACCACAGACCUGCUCAGCACCAGCGACCUCAACAGUCCCGACGAACACCUGGUGUUCACCAUCACCAGAGCCCCACAGAGAGGCCAUCUGGAGUGUACUGACGGCCCUGGCAUGCCCAUCUCCUCCUUUACCCAGCUCCAGCUAGCUGGGAGCAAGGUGUACUACAUCCACACGGCCGAUGAUGAGGUGAAGAUGGACAGCUUUGAGUUCGAGGUCACCGACGGUUACAACCCUGUGUUCCGCACGUUCCGUGUCUCCAUCACCGACGUGGACAACAAGAAACCGGUUCUAACGGUUCACAGCCUGGUGGUUAACGAGGGAGAGAACAAACUCAUCACACCCUUCGAGCUGACCGCAGAGGACCGCGACACGGCUGACCCCCUCCUGAAGUUCACAGUCACCCAGGUCCCUGUCCACGGUCGCCUCCUCUUCAACAACACCCGCCCCGUCACCUCCUUCACCAAACAGGACCUGAACGAGAACCUCAUCAGCUACAAACACGACGGUACUGAGUCCUCCAAGGAUUCCUUCUCCUUUACCGUGACUGACGGAACGCACACCGACUUCUACGUGUUCCCAGACACCGUGUUCGAGACGCGGCGCCCCCAGAUGAUGAAGAUCACGGUCCUGUCGGUGGAUAACGGGGUGCCCCAGAUCGUGGUGAAUAAAGGGGGGCCCACCCUGAGGGUGUUAGAGACGGGUCACCUGGGGUUCCUCAUCACCUCUAAGACUCUUAAGGCCGAGGACAGGGAUAGUCUUCAGCUAUCUGUCACCUUUAAGAUCACCGUGGGACCAGAACAUGGAUACCUCAUCAACCUGGGUACAGGCAACGCUACCGUCACCACAUUCACUCAAGCUGAAGUUGAUGACAUGAAGAUUUGCUACGUGCUAAGAGAUGGUCACAAUGCUACGAGCGACAUAUUCUUUUUCUCCAUUGAGGACAAUGGAGGCAACAGGCUGAAGAACCAGGUGUUCAGGCUGAACUGGGCCUGGGUCUCCCUGGAGAAGGAGUACUAUGUGGUGGACGAGGAGGCCAAGUACCUGGAGGUGGUCCUCAAACGACGAGGAUACCUGGGAGAGACAUCCUUCGUUAGCAUCAGCACCAGAGAUGGUACGGCGGAGAAGGAUAAGGACUUCCGUGGUAAAGCCCAGAAGCAGGUCCAGUUUAACCCAGGUCAGACCACAGCCACAUGGAGGGUGAGGAUCCUGCAGGAUGGAGUGUACGAGCAGUCUGAGACCUUCCAGAUUGUUCUGUCAGAACCUGUCAUGGCUGCCCUGGAGUUCCCUGACACAGCCACUGUGGAGAUCCUCGACCCAGCUGAUGCUCCAGUAUUCUACUUCGGAGGCACAGACUACCGUGUGGAUGAGAGUGAUGGUUAUGUGGAGGUCAAGGUGUAUAGGACAGGCACUGACCUCUCUAAAACAGCCACGGUCACUGUACGCUCCAGGAAAACAGACCCUGUCUCUGCUGAAGCCGGUGUGGACUACGUCGGUAUCAGCAGGAACCUGGACUUCGCCCCGGGGGUCAGCCAGCAGACAUUCAGGGUUACCAUCCUGGAUGACCUGGGUCAGCCGGUGCUGGAGGGGACCGAGACAUUCGAGUUGAUCCUCCGCAUGCCCAUGAAUGGCAUCCUGGGAGAACCGGGGAAAGCCACCAUCCUCAUAAAUGACUCAGUCUCUGACCUGCCCAAGGUGCAGUUCCAUGAUGCCAUGUACAUGGGGCAUGAGAACUCCGGUCAGAUCUCAGUCAUGGUGUAUCGUAGUGGAGACAUCAGUUACAGGUCAACCGUCCGCUGUUACACCAGACAGGGAACCGCUCAGGUUAUGAUGGACUUCAACGAACGACCCAACACAGACGCUUCCAUCAUCACCUUCCUACCAGGGGAGGUGGAGAAGCCGUGUGUUCUGUCCUUGGUUGAUGACACGGAGCAUGAGGAGGAGGAGGAGCUGAGGCUGGUGUUGGGGUCGCCCCGCAGUGAGUCUCCGUUCGGAGCGUCCAUCGGGAAACAGAAUGAGACUCUGGUCAAGAUCAAGGACGAGGCAGACAAGGCUAUCAUCAAGUUUGGGGAGACUAAGUUCAGUGUGAGUGAGCCUAGCGGGGCAGGCCAGGUGUCCAUGGUGAAGAUCCCAGUGCUGAGGGUAGGAGACACCUCCAAGGUGUCUGUGGUCCGCGUCCACACCAAGGACGGAUCAGCCACCUCCGGAGAGGACUACCAUCCUGUAUCUGAAGACAUUGAGUUCAAGGAGGGUGACACAGAGCACUACAUCGAGGUGGAGAUCUUGUUUGAUGGAGUCAGAGAGAUGAGAGAAGCCUUCACUGUCCACCUGAAACCUGAUGAGAACAUGGUGGCUGAGACGCAGAUGAGUAAGGCCAUUAUCUACAUAGAGGAGACCAACAGCAUGGCGGACGUCACCUUCCCCUCCGUCCCCCAGGUGUUCUCCUUACUGCAGUAUGACGACACCUCCAGGGCCAGAAAUACCCCCUUGGUGGCAGGCUACCCCGUCGUCUGUGUCACGGCUUGUAACCCUAAGUACCCUGACUACGACAAGACUGGCUCCAUCUGCAUCAGUGAGCACAUCAAUGACACGCUGACACGCUAUCGAUGGUUGGUCAGCGCUCCAACCAGCCUGGACGGGGUCACCAGCUCCAUGAGAGAGGUGGACUUUGAUACCUUCUUCUCCUCCUCCAAGAUCAUCACCUUGGACUCUGUCUAUUUCCAGGCUGGCUCUAGGGUGCAGUGUGCAGGCCGGGCUGUGAACUCUAACGGAGACGAGGGCCUGGAACUCAGCAGCUCCAUAGUCUCCAUCAGUAUAGAGAAUGGUAUGUGCCAGCCUCGUGUGGUGGGUACAGUGGGCGCUGAGCCCUUCUCUGCCAAGCUACGCUACACCGGAGCAGAGGACCCAGACCACCCCAACCUCAUCAAGAUCACUGUCACCAUGCCACACAUAGACGGCAUGCUCCCUGUGGUCUCCACCCGUCCUCUGUCUAACUUUGAGCUGACGUUGAGUCCUGAUGGUACUCGUGUGGGGAACCACCGCUGUUCUAACCUGCUGGACUUCACCGAGGUCAAGACCCGCCACGGCUUCAUUACAGACGCCACCAAGAACCCUGAGGUGAUCGGGGAGACCUCUCCCUACCAGUACAGCGCCCCCCUAAGGGGAUCCAGCAUACUGCGCUUCUACAGGAACCUCAACCUAGAGGCUUGUCUAUGGGAGUUCACUAGUUACUAUGACAUGUCUGAGCUACUGUCAGACUGUGGAGGGACCAUCGGUACAGACGGACAGGUGUUGAACCUGGUCCAGUCCUAUGUGACCCUCCGGGUGCCCCUCCACGUCUCCUAUGUGUUCCACUCCCCGGUGGGGGCAGGGGGCUGGCAGCAUUUUGACCUGCAGUCUGAGCUACGACUCACCUUCGUAUACGACACUGCCAUCUUGUGGCGGGACGGCAUCGGUAGCCCUCCUGAGGCUGAGCUACAAGGAGCCCUGUACCCCACCAGUAUGCGUAUCAACGAACAGGGUCGUCUGGUGGUCAACUUCAGAACAGAGGCUCGAUUCAGAGGACUGUUUGUCAUAUCACACUCUGCGUCCUCUCUGUCGUCCAUGGUGAUGUGUGCGGACCACCCUGGGGUGACCUUUAACCUCAGCCUGGUGAGGAGCGAGCCCACCUACAACCAGCCCAUGCAGCAGUGGACCUUUACAUCAGACUUCGCUGUGCGUGACUACUCAGGUACCUACACAGUGAAGCUGCUGCCCUGUACCUCUCCCCCCAGUCUGGAGUACUCCCUGCCUCCUGUCUGUAACCCCAGAGAACCUGUCACCUUCGACCUGGACAUACGCUUCCAGCAGGUGAGUGACCCGGUUGCGGCUGAGUUCAGUCUGAACACUCAGAUGUUGCUACUGUCUAAAAGAUCUCUGUGGCUGUCUGAUGGAUCCAUGGGCUUCGGACAGGAGAGCGACACCGCCUUCUCACAAGGGGAUAUGAUCUAUGGCAGAGUGAUGGUGGAUCCAGUCCAGAACCUGGGAGAUUCCUUUAUCUGUAACAUAGAGAAGGUGUUCUUGUGCACUGGCGCGGAUGGAUACGUGCCCAAGUACAACCCCAACAACAAUGAGUAUGGCUGUCUGGCUGAUGCUCCCUCGCUGCUCUACAGAUUCAAGAUCAUCGAUAAGGCCCAGCCAGAGACCCAGGCCAGGUCGUUUGGUAACGUGGGGUUCAGGGCUCUGCUGGCUGUAGACGACCCUCAGGCCCUGGCCCUGGUCAGACAGCCUGGAUCUGACGGCUUCAGCAUGGACUCUACAGCACUGUUCCAGGUGUCAGCAGGGAGAGAGUGGUUCAUCCACACCAUCUACACUGUCCGCUCCAGAGAGAAUGCCAACAGGGGCAUCGGGAAGAGAAGUCUGGAGUACCACACACUCAUCCAGCACAGCAGUAUGGCUGCAGGAGGCCACUCCCUGACCCAAAACAGCAGCAUGGACAGAGAAACCCAGCGUCAAACUAUGGCUGCAGGAGGACCGUCCCAGUCCCAGCCCCAGUCUCGCUCCAGGCGGUCAGCAAACGGGGUGCCAGAACUAACAGAGGACAUCGGCCUGGACAACAACCGUGGCACCAAUAUUCUCCAUAUUUCCCUGGACCUUAGCCGCCAGCGCCGCACCAGCCCUGACCGGGAGUUCCUCACUCGGGGUGUGGUGCCCAGGGAGCUGAACCAUCCUGUGGAGAGCGAGGACGGCCUGGUCUUGAUCAUAGGGAUCCUGGUGGGCCUCCUCCUCACCAUCCUCAUCAUCAUCGUCAUAGUGCUAACCGUACGGUCCAGACAGGAAAAGAAGAAGAUGGAGGUUCCCACAGCAACGUCAUGCUCCACUGAGCCCAUGAUAACAUCAGGGUUCACUAGCGGUGGCUUGGACAGCUCAGAGGUCUGAUAGACAGACAGACUUCCUUCGACACGACCACUGAGACAGACAGACUGACUGACAGACAGACAUUCACCACAUAAAAAUAAACGCUGACAGAUAUAUUUUUUAUGUGCCUAUUUGUUUUGUUUUUUACAUUGGGACAUAAAGAGAGGGAUGGGACAACUGAAACAACACAAUCAACAAUGAGAGUUUAGUUCUGUACAAAAACCUACUUGAAAUCUUGCAGCUCUUCUGCUCUGCUGUAGGGGAGACCAUAGAGGUAAAACAAUCUAUCUAUAUGGGGAGACAGCCCCAACUAGGGAAGUACCUGUAACCUGUUCUGUUUAAGGCACUUGCCCACGUUUAUUAUUGCUUUGUUUUAUGAUGUCACACUUGAUCCCAAAAACAUUUAUGAUUUGUCCAAAGGUGCUAAAGCAGCAGAUGCCUCUGUUCUGUAAGAUGGAUGGUGGUCCAGUGAGUUGGUAAAAGACCAUGUAGCACGGCUAUUCAGCUCCAGGCCUGUAGGGCAGCAACACUGAUGCUUGUCUUUUCUACCUUGUAGUUCAUUGAUUGACUGAUUGAUAGAUUGAUUAAUGUUACUGAUUGGCUAGAGUGGCCCACAAUGUAAACAGUUCCUGAUUAGAAGGAAAGAAUGAAAGCCAGAAGUGUUUCUACCUUCCAGGCCCAGAGUCGAAUACCAUUAUUCCUGGUAUUCAGUAUUCAGUAUGAACGCAAAAUUGGCAUAGAACUGUCAUAGUUGUUAACGUGUGUUUGUUAUCCCGUGUCAAGCCACUGUCAAUAGUCUGCUGACACUGGGAAUAUGUCCUACUGUAAUGUCCUACAAUAAUGUCCUACUGUAAUGUCCUAUUGUAGCUCUCUGUCAGACCUGGGUUCAAACACUAUUUGAAAUCGUUAAAAUAUAUUUGCUUUAGCCUGCCUGGAGUGCCCAGUGGGACAUUUAUAUUGGUUCCAUUACAACAGGCAAGCUCAAUUCAUCACAGCUUAAGUAUUUUACAUGAUUUAAAAUACUAUUUGAACCCAGGUCUGCUCUCUGUACUGAAGUAUGGAGACUGAUUCAUGUUGAAGUUCAACAGGUGCCUAAGAAUCCACUGGAUGUUAUACUGUAACAUGCAUCCCAAAUGGUACCCUAGUCCCUAUUUUGCACUGUAAGUAGUGCACUAUUUAGGGAAUAGGGUGUAAUUUGGGACAAGUGCUUAGAUUGUUUCCAUCACAUGGUUAUUCUAUGUGAUGUAUAGGACCCCUACAGUAGGUGCUAAAGAAACACUUUCUAUUUGUUUUGUAUGUAUUAAUGGUUAUCUAUCAUUUGUGCCUGCCUUUGAUUUUAUAAUUGUUUAAACUUGUAUAAUACUAUGUAAAGCAGGUUUGGGUGAAAUUGUGGGGGAAAAUGUGUCAAAUCUACUGUAGGUAAUUCAGACUUUUUCUAUCCAGAGUUCCAAGUUUAUCACACAUUGUUUUUCGGAUAAUUGUUCUCUCAAUAGUCUCAAAAUCAUGGUUGUAAUGACUAUCUAUGGGGCCGUCCCAAAUGGCAUCCUAUUCCCUAUAUAGUGCACUACUUUUGUUCAGUGUCCAGAAGGAAUUAGGGUGCCAUAUAGGGAAUAUGGUGCCAUUUUGGACACAAACUAUAUCAGUGUGGUCCUGUAUUUGAAUACAUACAGUACAGCACUGAAUUUAAUAAUCUAAUGAGAAACGGUACUGUAUAUCCUGUAGGGAAGAGUGGGGUAAGUUGACCCAUUUUUUUACAUUCAGCAUCACUGCGUCAAGGGAAAUAUAGUAUUCUUUCUAACAAAGAUAUCUAUACUGAACAAAAAUAUAAACACAACAUGCAACAAUUUCAACGAUUUUAACGAGUUACAGUUCAUAUAAGGAAAUCAAUCAAUUGAAAUUAAUUCAUUAGGCCCUAAUCUAUGGAUUUUCAACACUGGGCAGGGCAGCGCAGCCAUGGGUGGGCCUGGGAGGGCAUAAUUCCACCAAUUUGGGAGCCAGGCCCACCCACUGGGGAGCCAGGCUCAGCCAAUCAGAAUGAGUUUUUCCCCACAAAAGGGCUUUAUUACAGACAAAAAUACUCCUCAUUUUCAUUACCUGUCCGGGUGGCUGGUCUCAGACGAUCCCGCAGGUGAAGAAGCCAGAUGUGGAGGUCCUAGGCUGGCGUGGUAACACAUGGUCUGCUGUUGUGAGGUUGGUUCGACAUCCUGCCAAAUUCUCUAAAACAACAUUGGAGGCGGCUUAUGGUAGAGAAAUGAACAUUCAAUUCUCUGGCAACACCUCUGGUGGACAUUCCUGCAGUCAGCAUUCCAAUUGCAUGCUCCAUCAAAACUGCCACAGAGACAUCUGUGGCAUUGUGUUGUGUGAAAAAACUGCACAUUUUAGAGUGGCCUUUUAUUGUCCCCAGCACAAGGUGCACCUGUGUAAUAAUCAUGCUGUUUAAUCAGCUUCUUGAUAUGCCACACCUGUCAGGUGAAUGGAUUAUCUUGGCAAAGGAGAAAUGCUCACUAACAGGAAUGUAAGCAAAUUUGUGUACAAAAUUUGAGAGAAAUAAGCUUUUUGUGCGUAUGGAACAUUUCUAUGAUCUUUUAUUUCAGCUCACGGGACCAACAAUUUACAUGUUGCGUUUAUAUUUUUGUUCAGUAUACAUAUAUUUCAGGAUGUUGUGUAUCCCUGGAAAUAAUCAGAAUUCAUGUAAACAUGAAAAACAUAGCUUGUCCACAAAACUUGGUAUCUUCGCACAACUUACCCCUACAAAUUUCUGCACUGAAAGAAAUAUUACCACUACCUUUUUAAAACCAUGCAUAUCUUUAUUUCCCAAAUCGCAGAGAUAAUGCCUUGCAUUAGGCCUGGGAAGAAAACAUUUCAAUUUGCUCAACCUGCCAUUGGCUCAACCAUUUGCUCAACUUACCCCAUGGAAAACAUUUUGACUUUAUUAGCCCACACAGCUACGUACAAGAAUGCACUUACACGCUAGGUUUAGGACCUCAUAUUGAAGCUUAUAGACACCCCAACUGAUGUAUAGAAAAAUCUUUAAAUGAUCGACUUUGGUUUCGUUACAACUAUCAUGAAACCUCUUAACUCUUAACACAAUAAAUUAAUUUGACUUGGUGAAAAUCCUUUUUGUAUCUAACUUGCUUACCACUUUUUCCAUGUGGUUUCUUCCUUCACAGACUUCAUGAAAUGAUGAUCUCUUCCCAAAUAUUUGGUCAAAUUAUUAAUUUUGUGUGUGGUUUCCUAGAGACAAGACUGGCUCAACUUACCCCACUCUCCCCUAGUGAGUUGAUUUUAAAGACAGCUGGUCUGCAAUGUACAGUUUAUAGCAGCUCUGGAUGGAUCCACUAGGCACAAACAGCAUAGAUAGUCUGUUCUACGUACUGUACUUCUAUGUUCUGUGUCUGUAUCUGUUCAGCAUGGUCAGGGAUUUCUUUGGUCAGUGAUUCUUAGUGGUAAGAACUCAUAGCUAUGUCUAUGUCUGUGUCCCAAAAGGCACCAUGCCAUUCUGGGCACACUCUAUUUCUCUACAGGGCUAUAAGGUGACUGAUCUGUACUAAAUGUCCUCCAAAAGGUUUUACAUCAUAUUUUGUAUCGUAUGAUAAACAUUCUUAAUGAUCCAUGAAGAUGAGUGUGUCCCAAUUCCCUUUAUUGUUCACUACUUUUAUAGUGCACUACUCUUGACCAGCGGGGCCCUCGUCAAAUGUAUUGUGCGAUAUUGAGAAUUGGGCACAAUUUGGGACUGCCAAAUAUGUUUUAUCACAAUGCAGUUAAAGGGAAACCAACUAUGAGCUACCACGAUCUAAGUCACGGAUUUUAGAGAUAUUAUCGUUACAACAUUACAGAAAUAUGUAUUUAUUUGAUCACAUAUUCCAUAGGGAUUGCCAAUAAUGAAGAUCUAAUAUUUGUUUCCCUCUACAGAUAAUGUUCUAUUUAGCCACAAACCCCAUAAAAUAUGUUACAGACAUGGUUGCCACGUUUACACUGAAAUGAUGCAUAAAGGGAAGGUAUAGACCAUCCCCUUGUCAAUGGAUGCCCCAGUCAUAAUACAAAGAUAACAUACAAUGACCUCCAUACUGUAUCGAUAGAUGCUGAAUACAUAUACCCACUGCUUUAUAAACUUCAGAUGUGUAUAUUGUUUGCUGUUUUAUUUUUUUAAAACAUAAAUGCUAUGCAACUUACAAUAUCAUACUGCUAAAGUAGUAUUGAAUACCAAUAUUUCUUUAUAUUUUAAUAUGCUUAUGUUUUGCUGAUUUUAUGUCUUGAUUUUAAAUCAUGUUACUACCAUCACCAUUAUGAUUUCAGGAUUUUGUUGAAUGCAUUUAAUGCCUGUGUGAGUGUAUACACACACACACAUACACACACACACACACACACACACAUAUCUAUAUACACAGAAACAUGUACUGUACCAGUAAAAAGUUUGGAGACAACUACUCAUUCCUGGGUUUUUCUUUAUUUUUACUAUUUUCUGCUUUGUAGAAUAAUAGUGAAGACAUCAGGGCUAUGAAAUAACACAUAUGGAAUCAUGUAGUAACCAAAAAAGUGUUAAACAAAUCUGGAAAAUUUCAACAACUUUGAAAGUUUCUCCAAGUUCAGUUGCAAAAACCAUCAAGCGCUAUGAUGAAACUGGCUCUUAUGAGGGCCGCCACGGGAAUGGAAGACCCAGAGUUACCUCUGCUGCAGAGGAUAAGUUCAUUAGAGUUACCCAUCAGAGAUUGCAGCCCAAAUAAAUGCCUCACAGUGUUCAAUUAACAGACACAUCUCAACAUCAACUGUUCAGGGGAGACUGCAUAAAUCAGGCUUAGUGGGACUAUCAUUUGUUUUUCAACAGGACAAUGACCCAACACACCUACAGGCUGUGUAAGGUCUAUUUGACCAAGAAGGAGAGUGAUGAAGUGCUGCAUCAGAUGACCUGGCCUCCACAAUCACCCGACCUCAACCCAUUUGAGAUGGUUUGGGAUGAGUUAGACAGCAGUGAAGUGAAGUGAAGGAAAAGCAGUGCUCAGAAUAUGUGGGAACUCCUUCAAAACUGUUGGAAAAGCAUUCCAAGUGAAGCUGGUUGAGAGAAUGCCAAGAGUGUGCAAAGCUGUCAUCAUGGCAAAGGGUGGCUACUUUGAAGAAUCUCAAAUAUAAAAUAUAUUUUGAUUUGUUUAACACUUUUUUGGUUACUACAUUAUUCCAUAUGUGUUAUUUCAUAGUGUUGAUGUCUUCACUAUUAUUCUACAAUGUAGAAAAUGAGUAGGUUUGUCCAAACUUUUGACUGGUACUGUAUAUAUACACACAUAUGUAUUGCAAAUAAAUAUACCGUUUGGAUGUUUUGGGAAUUGUCAAUGUUAAAGGCAUAUGUGCUGUAAGUAUUUGUAACAUAGACCUAAAUCACAAAGUGGUCCGCAAAUAAAGUGUUUUGA